AUGUAUGUAAUUGGAGUUGGAACGAUUAAGUUUGGAAAAUUUCCAUACUGGGCAGAAUUCGAUUCUGAAAUAGUUGAAACUUCUCUCGAGUAUGCUGUACUGUGUGAAAAUUUAGUGGAAGUUAUGGAAAAACGUAAACAUUUUGCGGUGAUUGAAGACGACUUCGGACCGACGUUAGAACAAAUGGUACAAGCUGGUGGUACAUCACCAUCGUAUGACACCUUAAUGGAGGCCUGCCGUGCUCACUGUUACGGUCCAGAAGAAGUGAAUAUGCAUUGUAAUAAGAGCAGGACAACGUUUCGGUAUUUUACAGAUAAGGGUGUUGCAGAGGAUGACGCAAAAGCAUAUGCCCUCGCCAUUGCAUUCUACACAGGUAUGGGCAGUGCCAAAUUGAGUAUGGAGGCAAAUAUUGUUGCCCGCGGGCUAGUUGAUUCGGAAGAACGUUAUCCGGAUGGUAAUAAAGCUGACAUUCACGCAGCCGUCAUUAUGUACUAUCUAAUUAAAGGGCUCGCUCAUAUCAACUUUUAUUGGGGAACAGUGGUACGCUUCGUGAACCUAGAUGCAAACGACCUCAUGGAUUACGUCCCUGGAGAUAUCGUCACGUGGCUUCAGUUUAGCAGCGCAGAUAAAGGCGGGAAAGACAUGUCACAUUUUACCAAGCGUAAUACCAUCUUUACGAUAUUAUCACUAACUGGUCGAAGCAUUCAGUAUUUUUCAAAUUGUGCUGAUGAAGAAGACGAAGUUCUUUUCUUACCGCAUUCAUCUUUUCUGGUGUGCAGUGUCAAACAUGACGCAGAGCUUAGCAAAAAUCACAUAUUUUUGAGACAAGUACGUUGUUCAUUGGAGAAAAAGCUCUAAACUCUGUUGCAAUGCUCUAGGUUGAACUAGGAUUGUGUAAAAAUGUCAUACUCUGGGUCGACGACAAUAUUUUUGAUGCAAAGUGGGAAAUGAAGCGACACAUGGAGAAGGCAAGCACACUAGGAACUCAUAUUAAUGUUCAUUUUAUUCCGAAAUCAAAUUCUGAAUCAGCACUGGCAUUUCUUCGCUCGGUGUUCGGGCAAAGAUUAAAAGACAGUCAGACGUUCAGAAUCGUCACCGAUAUGAAGCGUACGAAUGAGGAGUCGGGUAGUACGGCCGGUGCCCGAUUUCUCUAUGAAGUGCGAAGACUCGGCUUUCAGCAGUCUUGUUUGAUAUUUACAGGUCAUGAACAAAAAGCAGAAGAAAAGUUGAAAUUGGUGUUUGGUUCCGAAAAUCGCGAUAGAAUUAAGAUAACUCAGGAGCCGGAGAUGCUGGAAAAGUUUGUAACAUUCAAAUGCAUUUGAAAACUGUCUCAGCCUUAUUAAAAGCAAUUCACCGCCCGUGAUAAAGUUAAAAAGACCUAGAACAAAUUCUUUUGUUUCCCGUAGAUGACUACAAUCUUUUUCAUAUCUUUUUGUUUGCAAGCAUGAAAAAAAUUGACGUAUAUUCUAUUCGAUUUAGUUCCUUCUUAUUUAGUGCUUAGUCUUUUUCCAUGAUCAAGGGAUUGAACUUACCUUUGUCUUUUUAGCUGUUCAAAAUAGGAUGGGUGUGGGUGUGGGUGUGGGUGUGGGUGUGGAUGCGAGUGUAAAAUGAAAGAACUCCACCAUCCACACUCACAUCGACACCCACCCUCACACCCCACACACAGACCCACUACCCACACCCACCGACGCCCACACUCAGACCCACACCCGUAGCCACCCACAUCCACCCACACCCGCAGCCACCCACAUCCGCCUACACCCAAACCCUACU
This is a messenger RNA of Rotaria sp. Silwood2, 1773 nucleotides long. The record is from the annotation of a GenBank genome assembly. Lineage: Eukaryota; Metazoa; Rotifera; Eurotatoria; Philodinida; Philodinidae.